AUGAGGCAAAGAAGGUGGUUGGAGCUAGUAAAGGAUUAUGACUGUGAAAUUUUGUACCACUCGAGGAAAGAAAACGUAAUGGCUGAUGCUUUAAGUAGAAAGGUGGCCCAUUCCGCAGCUCUCAUUACCAGACAGACUAACUUAUGUAGGGAACUGGAGAGGGCAGAGAUUGCAGUAGUCGUGAGGAAGGGAGACAACCCUUAUCUGGAGGAGAGAGUUCGUAGAGUGGAGUUAGGCCAGGAUAGCGAAUUCUCAGUGUCAGCAGAAAGUGGCCUCCUUUAUCAAGGGCGUCUAUACGUGCCGGAGGUUAGUGACAUUAAGGAUGAGUUGUUGUCAGAGGCUCAAAGUUCCCUAUUCUCGAUCCACCCUGACAGCACCAAGAUGUAUCAGGAUCUGAAGCGUUACUAUUGGUGGAAUGAUAUGAAAAGAGAGGUUGCGGAGUUCGUCAGUAAGUGUUUGGUGUGCCAACAGGUGAAAGCCCUGAGACUUACGAAGCUUGCACAUUUCAUACCUGAAAAGUCCACCUUUUCAGUGGAUAAGUGGACACAGAUAUACAUGAAGGAAGUGGUAAGAUUGCACGGAGUGCCUAUGUCCAUUGUGUCAGACAGAGACCCUCGUUUCACGUUUAACUUUUGGAAGAGUCUCCAGGCGGCUUUGGGGACCUGCUACCAGUCCAUUAUUGGGAUGUCACUCUUUGAGGCCCUAUAUGGGAAGAGUUAUAGGUCCCCUGUGUGUUGGGAUGAGGUAGGAGAGAAGAGAUUGUUAGGACCUGAAUUGUUGCAAACCACGAAUGAGGUGGCGCCCAUGAAAGGUAUUCUGAGGUUUGGCAGGAAAGGAAAGUUGAGUCCAAGAUUCAUUGGACCUUUCGAGGUCCUGGAACGAGUUGGCCCUGUAGCUUACCGUUUGGGCCUUGCCCUCAGCGUUAUCUUUAGUUUCAUAGAUAUCUUCCAUGUUUCGAUGCUAAGGAACUACCGAAGAAGCGCUUUGCCAAGAGAAGUAAAGACAUUGCGCCGUCGGGAAAUUGCUUUUGGUGAAAUCUUGUGGCCAGACCACCAGUUCAUUGAGGCCACAUUGGAAGCCAAUGAGGAUGAAGUGAAGGGCCCAAAAAUACCCGGAACUUUAAAAUAUGUUGGAAGGAGAUUUGGAGUGGUUGUUAAUCGAGUUCCUUGGGGUCGUUUCUUCAAACCGCAGUCAUCGUUUGGUUGUCUGAGUUUAUCUGUGGAUUUUCGAUUAAGGCAUACUUGUAUGUUGUGGAAUUAUGAUGUUAAGAGCCAUGGUAUCAAAGAUUGCCUGUAUGUCAUAGAUUCGUAUGGUGUUGAGUUUUUGAACGAUGAGACUGUGUGA
Molecule: messenger RNA, 1344 nt
Organism: Benincasa hispida (wax gourd)
Lineage: Eukaryota; Viridiplantae; Streptophyta; Magnoliopsida; Cucurbitales; Cucurbitaceae
Source: RefSeq, a predicted model, not a curated record